AUGAAGUUGAACUCUUCCAAGUGCUCUGUGAUGUCCUUUGGCCGGUUGCGCGAUCCACGCUAUUUCCAGUACACCUUGGAUGGCCGAGCUCUGGAUAGGGUGUUCACGGUGAGGGACUUGGGUGUUACCUUCUCUGCUGUUUUCUCCUUUAACGCUCACGUGGAUGAUCUGUGCAGACGGGCACACAGGAUGUUGGGGUUCAUCUCAAGGUCGACUCGCGGCAUGACGAGCCCUGUUGUUUUAAAAAUGCUUUAUUCUUCCUUUGUGCGGCAACUACUGGAAUAUGCUAGCACCGUUUGGUCUCCCUACCGCUUGACUCUCAUCUGGAAACUCGAGGCUGUCCAGAGGAGGUUCUUAAGGCUGGUGGGAACGAGGCGGGGACAUCAAUUCAGGGAAGUUCCUCUCGCGUAUCUGCAGAACGAGCUACUCCUACCAGAUCUCCUAGCCAGACGAAAGGCUGCAGAUGUCCUGUUCCUUGCCAAAUUGCUGAAUGGUCUGCUUGAUUGUCCUUCUCUCCUCGCACAAGUGGAUAUCCGCAUUCCUUCAGCUACUCGGUCGCGUGAUCUGUUCGGCAGGCGUCACUCUCUGCGGGAUUAUGACUUUCACGGUCCCCUCGCCCGAAUGAUGAGGCUGGGAAAUAACUUCUGCCACCUUCUCGAUCUUUUUCACGACAGUGCUUCGGCCAUCCGGGGAAGAGUGCUGGCAUCCCUCCGCGGUCCUGUGUAG
This is a messenger RNA of Homalodisca vitripennis (glassy-winged sharpshooter), 726 nucleotides long. RefSeq lists its product as uncharacterized. Lineage: Eukaryota; Metazoa; Arthropoda; Insecta; Hemiptera; Cicadellidae. The record is from RefSeq and is a predicted model, not a curated record. Bases 1 to 726 code for a protein of 241 amino acids. The transcript has a single exon.